Culex pipiens pallens (northern house mosquito) is the source of this 789-nucleotide messenger RNA. RefSeq names its product eukaryotic translation initiation factor 1A, X-chromosomal (gene eIF1A). Lineage: Eukaryota; Metazoa; Arthropoda; Insecta; Diptera; Culicidae. Gene Ontology annotation, molecular function: translation initiation factor activity; RNA binding. Bases 151 to 600 code for a protein of 149 amino acids. The record is from RefSeq and is a predicted model, not a curated record. Gene Ontology annotation, biological process: translational initiation. The transcript has 2 exons. Gene Ontology annotation, cellular component: cytoplasm.
UUCCUGCUGUCAAGUAGCUCUUUAGCGUGCUCGUCGCCAUUUUCGCGAGUCCGAUUUUCGGAAGUUUUGGCAAACUUUUCCUGGUGCCCCCGAUUCCGAACGGAACAGAUCGUCGCCUGGAACAGCGCGCUUGGCCGGACGUGACCCACAAUGCCGAAGAACAAGGGAAAGGGAGGCAAGAACCGUCGCCGCGGUAAGAACGAGAACGAGUCGGAGAAGCGCGAGCUGAUCUUCAAGGAGGACGAGCAGGAGUACGCUCAGGUCACAAAAAUGCUCGGAAACGGCAGGCUGGAGGCGAUGUGCUUCGACGGCGUCAAGCGGCUGUGUCACAUCCGAGGCAAGCUGCGGAAAAAGGUGUGGAUCAACCAGGGCGACAUCAUACUGAUCGGCCUGCGCGACUACCAGGACUCGAAGGCGGACGUCAUCCUAAAGUACACGCCCGACGAGGCGCGAAAUCUCAAGACGUACGGCGAGUUCCCCGAGUCGGUGCGCAUCAACGACACGGUCACCUUCGUCGACAACGACCUGGACGACGACAUCGAGUUCGGCGACGAUUACGACAGUUCCGAGGACGAGGUGGACGCCGUGGACGACAUAUGAUCGGCUCGCUAGCAAAAUCCGCAACAGUAACAACCAGCAGCAGCAGCAGUUGAAGAAAAUUUCAAAUCCAAUUCGUGAAUAUUGUUCCAGUAUAGCAAAAACCAGCAACAAUUAUCAACAGCUUACAAUUUGGUGUUCCGGUUUAGAACAGGAAAUACAUGUAUUGUUUUAUAUUUUAUUCCAAUUUAA